Molecule: messenger RNA, 616 nt
Organism: Corylus avellana
Lineage: Eukaryota; Viridiplantae; Streptophyta; Magnoliopsida; Fagales; Betulaceae
Source: RefSeq, a predicted model, not a curated record
CUUAAUUUCUUGGAGAGGAGGGAUAUUUUUUAGGAUGGCUAAUAAUGAAGAGACAGGUAGCCCAGGUUGGGGUGCUUCGUUUGAAGAUGUUGCAAGAGCUGUUGCUGCUGCGGCUGCUGCUGCCACUGCUGCUUGUUCACCACGGCCAUCUGUGGUAUUUUCGUCGAAAGAUGAUAAUGGUGGUAGCCCAAUACAAAAACUGCAGCGCCAAGUUGCUAGAGUGCUAAAAGGAUUCUCACAGCCAUCUGAAGUGAAAAGUGCAACAUACAAUCCAGAAGUUCUGACUAGCCAAAAGCGCCAAUGGGCAAGCUUUCAGUUGCAAUACUUGGAUCAUAGGUCUUUAAAGGAGCCAACAAAACUUUUUGAGAGCAUGGUAAUUGUAGGGCUUCAUCCUAACUGUGAUAUUCAAACACAUCAUAGGCAAUACAUUGCCAGAAAGUCUGAAGGUUCUGGAAGAUUGAUAAGUGCGCUAAGUUCUCAGAAUCAAUCGCGUGUAGAACCCAACAAUGAACCUCAGAAAAGCAGCUGCCUCUUAAAUACAAAGAUCUUCUUUCAUUUUGCUUCCCUGGAGGCUUGGAGGUUGGGUGUAUGCUUUUUGGGUCAAUUUUUGGAAUGA